This is a messenger RNA of Rotaria sp. Silwood1, 291 nucleotides long. The record is from the annotation of a GenBank genome assembly. Lineage: Eukaryota; Metazoa; Rotifera; Eurotatoria; Philodinida; Philodinidae.
AUGACAACAAUAGGCACAUAUUUAUUAACAUUAUUUAAAUAUCAAAUAACAAGUUUACUUGAUUUAUUAACAUUUAUUGCUUCAAUUAAUAUUGAUGAAAAUUUAUCCGAAGAUAAACGUAAAAAAUGGUCUAAUGAUCUUUCACAUACAUUAUGUAUAUUUACAGCUGAUUGUUUUUCAUUAAAAAGUACUGAAUUUUCUAUUUGUACACAAGAAUAUCAUGAUUAUCAAGCAGCUAUAAGAAAAAUUCUAUCAGCACUUCAAUUAUCAUCAUCAUUUAUAUUAUUUUAA